Molecule: messenger RNA, 1089 nt
Organism: Aspergillus homomorphus CBS 101889
Lineage: Eukaryota; Fungi; Ascomycota; Eurotiomycetes; Eurotiales; Aspergillaceae
Exons: 2
Coding region: 189-899 (236 amino acids)
Source: RefSeq, a predicted model, not a curated record
GAUACCCAUAGUUUGCAUGUACUACGAAUGAUUUCUAGAAGCAAUUCACCCGAAUUAUUAUCACUUGAUGUAUCUUAUCUCAGAUGUACUAGUAUCCGUUUUUGAAAUGGAGUAAGAGCCCUUUCAUUGUGAACAGUCCGUGGAGCCAAUGACGAAGGAACCCUUGCGGGGGAGGGGAGAAGGGAAUCAUGAAACCACCCAACUUCAAUUGCUUGUCCACUCACUCGAGUCUCUCUGUUAUUCCCCUUCGAAACUCCUUUUGGCGACACAUAAAACUGUAUCACAGUGGCUUCUUUCUUUCUCUCAUUGAUUUAUUCGAGGUCGUAUUCGUAUUUAUUUUCCCAUCCCCUACUCAAGGAAAUGACGCAGUGGGUGGCUGGACUGCGACGGUCGGCAGACCAGGCAACAGUGGGAAAAGUAUCGCCAUGACGCGCGUGUUGAUCGUCGUUAUUCCCGCGCUACUACGGACUGACGAGAGUUAUUAUAUGGAAGCCAAGUCCCCGUCAAGAAUAACAAAUGUGAUCGACCACACAGCCAAAAUGUCAUGUCUCACCUUUUCCCCCCCCUCCUCCACUCCCCCUUGCAAGCUAUGCGGCACAUGGCCUCAUGCUUGGGUUGGUGACACGGACCGAUCGGGAAUUGGCAUUAUUGGCAAAGCUGGGCAAAAAAGCUUAGGACCCCGACCGCAUACAAUCAAAGUUUCAACAGGGGCAGAGGGCAAAGAAGAGCCAACAAAAAUUGAACAAGGGACUGGAUCACACCCAGAACAAGAAUUGCACACAUCAGAAAGAAGAAAGCCUGGAUUGAGUUCGACCCUGGGUCCCUGUAAUGUCGCACCAUCCACCCAUGGGCAACAACACUUCUCCCAAUUUAUUCCAAGAAUAGCCGGCGCUCAAUGAUGAUUUGCACGAGGCUGACGUGGUCCGCCCGAUUGUCCGUCUCCAUUGCUGGCCACUGGUCCGCCAAUCUCCUUUUUUGUUUCUCUCCGAUUUGAGAAAAAAUAAUAACAAUCAAUAAUCAAAUCACAAAUCUGGAACCUGAGAUGGGUUCAGGGCGGCUAGCAUUAGCACAGUGCUGCCGCCCCCCCCC